Molecule: messenger RNA, 963 nt
Organism: Mucor mucedo
Lineage: Eukaryota; Fungi; Mucoromycota; Mucoromycetes; Mucorales; Mucoraceae
Exons: 1
Coding region: 1-963 (320 amino acids)
Source: RefSeq, a predicted model, not a curated record
AUGCUACUGCAAUCAGUAACCGAACCGGGAAAAUGGGUUGAACACUUGAAACUACAAGGCAGUCUUGACCAAGUCAACAGAAUUUUAGGGAAAAUCAUAUUACGAUGUCCUAACGUAGAAACAUUUGAAUGUGGUUGUAUCGAUUGGAAGCGAUUCUAUAGAUUGCUAACGGCCAAUGGAGGCUGGUUUUUAUUAAAAAAAAUAAUCCCUUCAAUCGGGCAGCUUAAAGACCCAUACUAUUACGAGAAAUCCUGCAACUACUUUGGUGAAUGUCUGACAGAACUACAUCUCAAAAGCAUCACUUUUUCAAACUUGAAAAACUUUACUCAGCUGAAAAAAUUACGCUUGGGUAAAAUUUCAAAUAGCUUACUUUCUGUGAUUAAACUAAUCGGUGAUGAUACACCGCAGCUACUGGAACUUGACAUUAUUUUUUACGAGAUUGUCUACGCACAAAAUAGACAUACAUUUGAUGAGAUUAGAGACUCCGUCAAAGAUACCUGUAUUUUUUCAAAUAUCAAGACGCUUACUUUAGCAAACUACAAGCUCUAUGGGGAUGAAGAGUUAGAACUUUUAAAACACUUUGGAAAUUUAAAGAAGCUCACUAUUUCGAUCGCUACUUUGGAAGAACGUAUCAACUUUGAAUUUUUAAUAUGGGCGUCCAAGUUAGCGACAUAUUGCUGUCAAUUGAAAGUAGUUAAUGAGAUAUCAUUUAUGAAGUAUCUAUGUGACCUUCGAAGCUGUGGUAAAGGAGAACUUACUAUUGAAUUUACACCUUUUGCAUACGACUCGGAAUUUGGCCAAUUUCAUACCAGAGCUAUUGUUAGCAAUGGUACUCCCUUCGGCAAGAUGAACGUCGCUUUGAUAUUUUGUAUGAAAAGAAAUUCGGAAGAGAACAUUCAAAAAGCAAUGAGAGUAAAGCAUGAUAGUGAACCCCAUUUUGAUCAACUUACUAUGAGGAGAUAG